AGCUCCACAUCUUUUUUAUUUUUUCCCCUUUUUUUAUUUCUACAUAAAUAUACUUUUACUAUUCUUUUUAUAAUUAUUAUUCUUUCUUGUAAUAAGGUUUUGAUUAAGGGACCUUUUUAUUUGGGAAAUAACAAUUGCAUUAAAUUGAACAAGUUUCUACCUCAUCAUCUUGAAUUUCAAAACAUCUGAAACAGUUUUAUUCUCAUAUUUAAUUGAUUAAAGAAUAAUGAGUGGUGGAAAUAUCAAGGUAGUGGUUCGUUGUCGUCCCAUGAAUGCCAGAGAAAUUGCUCGUGGGGCAGUAGGUUUAAUUCGUAUGGACGGCGACCAGACGAUUAUUAGCAGACCACCUGAUCAACGAACAGGAAAAGAAUCGGAAGACGUAAAGGCAUUCACAUUUGACAAAUCUUAUUGGUCUGCCGACAAAAACGACCCAAGUUAUGCCGAUCAACAAACUGUCUAUAAUGAUAUGGGUGAAGAAUUAUUGGAUCAUGCAUUCGAUGGUUAUAAUUGCUGUAUUUUUGCUUACGGUCAAACGGGUUCUGGUAAAUCAUAUUCAAUGAUGGGUUAUGGCGAAGAUAUAGGUAUCACACCUCGUACUUGUUCAGAGCUGUUCAACAGAAUCAAUCGCAACCAACAACCCAAUCUUACAUAUGGCGUUGAAGUGUCUUAUAUCGAAAUUUACAAUGAGAAAGUACACGAUCUAUUGAACCCGAAAAAUAAGGGAAACCUAAAAGUACGUGAACACCCUUCCUUGGGUCCUUAUGUGGAGGAUCUUUCAAGAUUAGUAGUUACUUCAUUUGACGAUAUCAAUCAUCUAAUGGACGAAGGUAAUAAAGCAAGAACUGUCGCUGCCACCAACAUGAAUGAAACAUCUUCGAGAUCCCAUGCUGUAUUCACUCUCUUCUUGACUCAAAAAAGGUUGGAUGAUUUAACAAAGCUGGAGACUGAGAAAGUCGCCAGAAUCAGUUUAGUUGAUUUGGCUGGUAGUGAGCGUGCCAACAGUACAGGUGCUACAGGUGCAAGAUUAAAAGAAGGCGCAAAUAUCAAUCGUUCUUUGACUACACUGGGUAAAGUCAUUGCAGGUCUUGCAGAACAAUCGGCACAAGAAGGGAAAAAAGGAAAGAAGAACCCGGUCUUUGUUCCUUACAGAGAUUCCGUGUUGACUUAUUUACUAAAAGAUUCGUUGGGUGGUAAUUCAAAAACUGCAAUGAUUGCAGCAAUUUCACAAGCAGAUUAUGAUGAAACUCUCAGUACACUAAGAUAUGCAGAUCAAGCCAAACGAAUUAAAAAUAAGGCUAUUGUAAAUGAAGAUCCGAACGCAAAGUUAAUUCGAGACUUGAAAGACGAAUUGGAAUUAUUGCGUGAUCGAUUGCGUACUUAUGCACCCGAAGAAGUAGAACAACUCACAGCCUCUAGUGCAUAUAAAAGCUCGAAUAGCACAGGACUUAAGUCAACCUCCAGUACAUCACGUACUAAUUCCACUCCUGUUGCUUCCGCGAAAACACCCAUAUCAGAAUUGGAGAUCAUGGAUAGUACUGGCAAGAAAAAGAAGAUGUCCAAAGAGGAGAUCAUUGAACAAUUGCAGGUGUCGGAAAAGUUAUUGGCCAAUUUAAAUGAAAGCUGGGAAGAAAAGUUGAAAAAGACUGAAGAAAUUCACCAUGUCAGAGAAAAGGCCUUGAAAGAACUAGGUAUCACGAUCGAAAAGAAUGAUAUGGGGGUUUAUACACCAAAGACAAUACCUUUUAUUGUCAAUUUAAACGAAGAUCCACUCAUGUCCGAAUGUCUCAUGUAUCAAAUCAAACCAGGUUUCACCCGACUAGGAAGACAAGAAAGUGAAAUACAGGCAGAUAUUAGGCUUAGUGGCUCUAAUAUUCAAGAAGAGCAUUGCUCUUUUGAAAGUAAAAAUGGUGUUGUGACACUACACCCAAACAAAGACUCUCUCACCAUGGUCAAUGGUAUGCGUAUUACGACACCAAAACAACUUAAAAGUGGCUACCGUAUCAUUCUUGGUUACUACCAUAUCUUUCGAUUUAAUAACCCGGAGGAAGUGAGAAAAGAACGGGAUCUACAAAAAGUCGCAAUCGAAAAUAGCAUGAAUGGUGGAACGACAGCAGUCGUCGACGAUGAUACUAGUAGACCAGAAUCACCUUCUUCAGAGAGUAUGGUUGGGUCUGAAGUUAUUGAUUGGAACUACGCACGCCGUGAAGCUGUAUUAAAUUACUAUGCCACCGAAGAGAACUUUGGGGAUUUGAAAGAUGAGGAUUUAGAAAAAUUAUACGACGAUAUAACAAAAAUCCGAAAUUCAAGACGGGUUAGAAGUGAAAGUAGAGCGGAUGGCGAUGAUGAUGAUUCUUCCACAACAAGAGAUUCCUUUAGAAAUUCCUCUUCCGUCAUCAUGAAUGAAGAUGGCACUGAAAGUGUAUACACCGAUAUUACUGUAGCCCAUUCAGAGAACCUAUUAGAAGAAAAGCUGAAGCAAGAAAAAGAACGUAUGCAGAAAGAAUUGGAUCACCAAAAACGUGUAUUCGAAGCAAAGAUCAAUCGUAUGUCUAGACAGUAUUCUCAGCAAGCUAUGUCUAUGGCCAACGGCACUGGGCCUAUUUAUAAUGAGCGCCAAACCAGAUUAAUCCAAAAGGUGCUGGGCAGAUGGAAACAAUUACGUACUGUGGAUAUGGCUGAAGUUGUCUUGACAAACGCUGUCAUGUUAAAAGAAGCCAACAUCAUCUCAAGAGAAUUGAAAAAGGAAGUUUUGUAUCAAUUUGCUGUAAUUGAAGACGAGCCAUUUUCGAACAAUUUAUCUUUUUGGGAAACGACAUCUGCUCUACACCAGUUUGAAACCGAUGAAGACACAAUGUUAUUGUCUACUCCAAAACCCUGUGUGGGUGUACGUGUUAUAGAUAAAAAGAACCAAGUGAUUUACGUCUGGUCUCUCGAAAGGUUGAAACAACGACUGCAUAAAAUGCGCAACUUGUACAAUUUUAUUGAUCGUCCACUGUAUCGCAAACAUUUUAAUUUCGAAGACCCUUUCUUUGAAAAUCCUUGCCCCAAAUACUCGUUCAUCGGUGUUGCAUCUACAUCCGUACGGUGUCUAAUCACUCAACAAUCAUACGAAAGUGUUGCCGAAAUUAUUUGUCGUAGCACAGGACAAAUACGAGGAAAAUUACGUAUUUUAAUAUCGCCUAUCGCAAGGUCUGUGGUCGCCACUCAUAGUAACAGUGAAAGUUCAAGACACCCAUUACAACCUUCCUUCCCAGAAAACGAUUCUGACGAUGACUUGAACGAUGAAGAUGAGGAAGAAGAAGCUGAUGAUCAUACAACCUUGAAAGUAGGCCAAAACCUGUUAUUUGAAAUCAAGUUAUUGGAAUUCAGUGGUAUUAGUGAAUCAGAAUUUACAGACGUGCAUGUUCAAUUCAGAUUAUCUUCAUUUGGUGGCAUACCUUCUCACUCACCAGCUGAAAAAAUAUUCGCAACUGAGCCAGUGAGCUUCUUUGAAAAUAAUCCAUACCAAAUGAAUUAUGGUCAGACUCUAUCUCUGGUGGUCACACAGCCUGUGCUAGAUAUUCUUACCAGUGGAUUUAUUGCAUUUGAAGUAUACGGUUUGGCUCAAACACGUGUGUUGUUGCAACAGGAAAGAUGGGACGAUCAACGAGAAAGACCACGCCUGGUUGACCUCUUUCAGGCAAGUCAACAAAAGGCAGUAGUUAUGGAUGGUACGUCUGUCAAAUCAGCUAGUAGUAAUAGUGAUUCAACAGCAGGUUCACUAGAACGUCGAUCUGAAGAAGAGCUGUUAACAGCAGAACGACAUGACAUUGUUGCCUGGAUCGAAGUACGUGAACUAUCCCCAUCCGGAGAAUACACACCUGUUCAGUUAACAUCUAAAGGGGCUAUGGAUAAAGGUUACUUUACGUUACGCCAGGGUCUUCAGCGAAGAGUUUGCUUUACCUUGUCUCAUACUUCAGGACACCAAUUUGAAUGGACCAAGAUUAAAAGAGCCUCGGUGGGUCAUGUUCGUCUUUUGGAUGGUAAAGGCCGUAUCUUGGAAUCCCCCGCACAAGAAAAUAUUCCCAUUAAGCUAUUAACCAAACAACAUGUCAUUUAUUGUUCUGAUGGAACCAGCCAAAUCACAGCAGAAGGUGCGUGGGAUAGCUCUCAGCAUGAAUGUAUCUUUUUGAACAGACUUACGGACCCCAACAGUCGAGUUAUUCUUAACCUCCGAUGGGAAGUUGAAGCGGAACGAUGUGAAAAGCCGGUGCAGUUUAAUAUGGAUAUCGCUUUCCAAAUUCAAGGUCGUGAUCGGUCCACAGGCGGAAGCAAAUUCCGUAAUAUUCGUAAACUGCUGUAUCCAAAAGAUAAGCAUCCUAGUAAAUAUAGUGGGGUCUUUUUGGUUCAUCUGAAGCCUCCCAUGACAAGACGUUUAAGUCAAUUAUGGCGUUUAAAUACAGCAUCCAAAUACGUGCAUGGCGAAGAAUUUUUGGGCACCUGGAGACCCCGUGGUGUUUCUCUUGUCAAUGAUUUUAAACAGAUUCAAGAGUUCAUCAGUCGUAAACAACAUGUUGCUUUUACAACGCAAAUUCUAGCUUUAAAGCAACAAGAACUCGUCUCUCCUAAAUCUUCGGUCUUAUCUAGCUGUUCAACCACUGUAGCUUCUGAUGAAGAUCGACAAGUUUUACUAAAAAAGAUCGUUGAUUUAUGGAGCUUAAAAUUGGGUACGGACAAGGAAAUUGUCAUCAGUCAAGAUCCACCUUUGUUGAUUGAAAAUGCCAUUUCUGUAAUCCCAGAACCUUUAUUCACAUCAAAAUUGUUAGCCGAAGUGGUCUUUGUGACACAAUCUGCCAGUAUCUCAAAAAGGGGAUGGUUAUUGUAUCAAAAAAAUGCCGCCGAAGAUCUAUGGGUUAAACGCUGGUUCGUAAUUCGUCGACCUUAUAUUUACAUUUAUACAAAUGACACUGAAACGGAUGAGCAAGGUGUCAUCAAUGUUGGUUCAGUUCGCAUCGAUUACAAUGAAGCUCUUGAAAGAAUGAUUGACCGCGUCAAUGUGUUUGCUCUUUAUACCAAUAACAAUGCCUAUACCUUACAAUCAGGAACUCGUCAAGAGAUGAUCAGCUGGAUUCAAAUGAUUGAUCAAAAAUUCCCAGUAGAUAAUUUACAGUCAUAAUAUUUUUGUUAUCUAUAUCAUCUUUAAUAUUUUCCCAUUAUCUAUAAAUGCCAUGUAAAUAAAAACCAAAAAAAAAUAAAAAUCAACCUUUAAAAAA
This is a messenger RNA of Mucor mucedo, 5252 nucleotides long. RefSeq lists its product as uncharacterized. NCBI's taxonomy places the organism in Eukaryota, Fungi, Mucoromycota, Mucoromycetes, Mucorales, Mucoraceae. The transcript is spliced from 8 exons. The record is from RefSeq and is a predicted model, not a curated record. Gene Ontology annotation, biological process: microtubule-based movement. The coding region runs from base 227 to 5155 and encodes 1642 amino acids. Gene Ontology annotation, molecular function: microtubule binding; microtubule motor activity; ATP binding.